CGUAAACAAAAAUGGCGGAUCCGUUGAGUUUACUGCGUCAAUACAAUGUUAAUAAAAAGGAAAUUAUCAAACGAGAUGGACAGAUUAUAUUUGGCGAAUUUUCGUGGCCCAAAAACGUUAAGACCAACUACCUUAUGUGGGGUUCUGGCAAAGAUGGAACCCCAAAAGAAUAUUAUACGCUGGAAUGUUUGCUUUUUAUAUUGAAAAACGUGUCUCUCACGCAUCCCGUGUAUGUCAGACAAGCUGCUGCUGAAAAUAUACCAGUAGUGAGGAGGCCAGAUCGUAAAGAGUUGCUAGCUUAUUUAAAUGGAGAAACGGCAAGUUGCCCUGCUAUCGAUAAGAGUGCACCUUUGGAAAUACCUACACAGGUCAAAAAGUCUGCCGAUUACGAUGGGCCUGAAAGUCUGGCUAAAAAGCCUCGCUUUGAGGAUACACAUGUACAGAAGGUGUGGGAGAAACUGGCUGCGAGGUUGGAUGCACCUAAAGAAGCUUCCGUAACAGUAGAUAAUAUUAAAUCUCUCUCGGAAGCUAUGUCUGCAGAAAAAAUUGCAGCUAUUAAAGCGAAACGUUUAGCCACAAAACGAACCACUAUUAAGGGAAAUGAUGAUAUUGGUCAAGAGUAUGAUUUUAGAGCUAUUUUAGACUUGGAUGUUGACAUUACAAAGGAUAUUAUAAGUCGUGAGAGGCAAUGGAGAACGAGGACAACAAUUUUACAGUCAACGGGAAAGACUUUUGCGAAAAAUAUUCUCGCCAUGCUGCAUAGCAUAAAGGCUAGGGAAGAGGGCCGCCAAAGACCUCCUCCACAACCUGUCAUGGUGACGCCCCGCCAAACACCUGUUAGACCUACCACACAACCGUCGGUAUAUAACAGAUACGAUCAAGAGAGAUUCAAUCGGCAAAAAGAAGAGACUGAAGGAUUCAAGAUUGAUACCAUGGGCACAUAUCACGGUAUGACCUUAAAAUCUGUAACAGAAGGUUCCGCCAAGGUUAAUAGACCUCAGCCGGCACAACCGCAGACUCCACUUCCGGUCAGUGCAGCAAGACCACCUCCGGGCGGACUCCAGAAGAGGGUAUCACGCACUCCCAUAAUUAUCAUACCGGCCGGUACGAACUCGUUGAUUUCGAUGUACAAUGCGAAGGAAAUUCUUCAGGAUUUAAGAUUUGUUACUCAAGAACAGAAGAAAGCGGAGGGUGGAAAGAGGGACAACGAAGUUUUGAUACAGAGGCAGAGAAACGGACAGACGGUUCCGUAUCGGGUGGUCGAUAAUCCGGCAAAGUUAAGUCCCAGCGACUGGGACAGGGUGGUGGCGGUAUGGGUCAUGGGCCCCGCUUGGCAAUUUAAAGGUUACCCCUGGGACACACCCGUUGAAAUUUUUGAUAAAGUUGCCGCUUUCCACUUGAAGUAUGACGAAAUGAAGACAGAUCCGAAUGUAGAGAAAUGGGCCGUUACCGUUAUACAGUUAUCGAGAACUAAACGACAUUUGGAUCGGGCAGCUCUCAUGAUCUUCUGGGAGAGACUCGACAAGCACAUUGUGCAAUUCAAGCCACAUCUGAGAUGGUAAGAAAAGUAGACUUUGGAUUUUAAACGGUGGAUGAGUAAACGGCGAAAUUGAUUGCUACAUUUCGGUCAAAAUUCAAAUUGGACAAAUAGGAAAUGGAUAAGCAUAGGAAUAGAAAUUGUACAGAAUUAGCUGUAUGUUUAUAGUUUAAUUUCAGUGAUCGUUAUUUUUAAGGUUUUACUUGAAAAACUAUUAACACGUAAGUUAUAUACAGAGCAUAAAAAAGUAACACACAAAUUCGAUAGAUCCAGGUAAGCAGAAAUAUACACUUUAUUUUUAAUGUAUUUUUUAUAAUUUCACAUAUACAGGGUGAACCAUGUCAGGGUAUUAAAAAUUGUUUUUUUUUCGUAGCCUUUCACUCAAAACUUUUUUUUUCUAAUUUUAAGAAAUUCGGUAGUUGUCUUGAUUUCAAUAACAGUUUUGAUCCGGAUGUGGUAAUUUCAAUGUGAGAGCGAAUAUUAACAAAUAAAAUUAGGUAAUAAAAAUAAUUUAUAAUUUUAUUAAUCUAUUAACAGAUGGCAAAAAUAUAUCGGAAACUGACUUCUUGGUGGAAGAGAUCUUAAUUUUUCAAAUACAAGUUUAAAAAAUAUACAUUUUGACCCCACCGAAUUUUUUGGAAAUUUGAUUAGUUCAUUUGGUUCCUAAUAAUUGUUUUUCAAAGGAAACAGAUCUUUUGAAUUUUAUCUGACAAAUGAACUGUUUUCAAAUUACUAUUUUUUACUUUUUAAGGAUCAGUAUCCCAAAAAAGUUAAAUUGUAAAUCUAUUUAUUCGUCUUUGUGGUACCUAAGCAAUUUAAAAUUAAAAAAAUAUAGAGCGACUUGUUUUACAAAUAAAAUAGAAGUGGCCUUCUUUUAUUGAAAUACAAUUCAGAAUCAAAUGCACUUGCAUUUCUAAUUAUAUUUGUAUAUAUAUUCAAUAACUUUUUUUUUACCUUCACUUGGUUAAGACCCUACAUCAAGUUUCGUUUAAUCUUAAUUUUUGACAGAUCAUAUGGGUAAUAAAAAAAAAUGUCGUUGAUGAUGCAUUUGGGCCACCAUGAACGCCCAUAUAAAGGCUAUGCAUUAAAUGUUAUUUUUUUUUGUCAAAAAAAUUGCCCAAAUCUAUCGAAUUUGUGUUAUAUGUAGACACUCUGUAUAUAUGGAAACUAUAAAAAAAUAUAUCGCAUGUAUUUAUAAGAUUUAUCUUGAGUUAUUGUAAUCAUUUAGAAUCAUGUUUUGUAAAUAAAUU
This is a messenger RNA of Anoplophora glabripennis (Asian longhorned beetle), 2787 nucleotides long. It is a transcript of the gene hyx, whose product is annotated as parafibromin. The transcript has 9 exons. Lineage: Eukaryota; Metazoa; Arthropoda; Insecta; Coleoptera; Cerambycidae. The coding region runs from base 12 to 1562 and encodes 516 amino acids. The record is from RefSeq and is a predicted model, not a curated record. Gene Ontology annotation, cellular component: Cdc73/Paf1 complex. Gene Ontology annotation, molecular function: RNA polymerase II complex binding. Gene Ontology annotation, biological process: positive regulation of transcription elongation by RNA polymerase II; transcription elongation by RNA polymerase II.